AUGACCAACCCUCCGGCAGGGCCAUCCUCACCACAUGUAGACCCCGCGAUUUUUACGUCGUUGCAGACGAAAAUCGACGAAGAAAGCGCGAUUCGAGAUGAACUAAAAGCCCACGUCGAGAAUUUACAAAAGCAAAGUCGUCUUACUCAGUCAAUUCUGUCGCGGAUCCACAACACCUCCUCCUCCGACCUUGACGAUCGAAUUCUGAAACCUGCUGCGGAUGCACUGUCCGAACAGGCUGCCACCGUCAAGAACCUUGGCCAGUCCGCCUCCAAGUACCCUUUCUACAAGUGGAAUUCGAUCUGGCAAAGAGAUAUUCAAGCGGUAAUCAGCAGUAUACAACUGUCUGGCUGGCUGAAGAGCGGAAAUCUGGUCACUCUGGAAGAGGUUGGCCAGCGCUUGAACGUCCCCGUCAAUCUAAAGAGCGAAGACACCUUCCACAUUACCAUUGAAGAUUACCUCAUUGCGCUGACGAACACGAUCGAAGAACUUGCCCGCCUUGCCCCGAACGCAGUCACUCUGGGGGACUACAUGCGACCGCUUCAGAUCUCGAAAUUCAUCAAGGAUGUCCACGCAGGCUUCCAGCUGCUCAACCUGAAGAACGACAUACUUCGCCGACGAUCUGAUGGGGUCAAGUACUCGGUAAAAAAGGUGGAAGAUGUGGUGUACGACCUAAGUCUGAGAGGAUUGAUCCCGAAAUCUUGA
Messenger RNA from Exophiala aquamarina CBS 119918, 705 nucleotides. RefSeq lists its product as uncharacterized. The coding region runs from base 1 to 705 and encodes 234 amino acids. The record is from RefSeq and is a predicted model, not a curated record. Lineage: Eukaryota; Fungi; Ascomycota; Eurotiomycetes; Chaetothyriales; Herpotrichiellaceae. Gene Ontology annotation, biological process: RNA metabolic process. Gene Ontology annotation, cellular component: cytoplasm; nucleus. Gene Ontology annotation, molecular function: single-stranded DNA binding; sequence-specific DNA binding; RNA binding. The transcript has 2 exons.